Vollenhovia emeryi is the source of this 1505-nucleotide messenger RNA. RefSeq lists its product as uncharacterized. The coding region runs from base 499 to 1488 and encodes 329 amino acids. NCBI's taxonomy places the organism in Eukaryota, Metazoa, Arthropoda, Insecta, Hymenoptera, Formicidae. The transcript is spliced from 8 exons. The record is from RefSeq and is a predicted model, not a curated record.
GUAUGUUAAAAGUAUGUUAAUAGCAUUUAUUUAUUUAUUUCACUAAUUAUCUUUUUGUCUCAUAUUUUCAAGUACCAGCUUUGUCGUCCACUUUGCAGUCUUUAUCAAAUAUCUGCUUAUAUAUGUGUGCUUUAUAUUAUCCAUGAAUUUUUAUACCGUUUUCAAUCCUGCACACCGUUACUUCGGUCUUACAGUUUUUCUUUCGGUGGAACAUUAUCGUCAUCAAGUUCACAUAUUUUUAAAUCGAUAAGCGAUUUAAAUAUUUAGAUGCUUACUCAAUCAUCUAAAAUCUAGCAUUUAAUACAAUAAAUAUUCUAGGAUCUAAAUAUUGAAAUUGUUUAUAUUGAUUCAAAGAUAUGUGAAUUUGAUGACGAUAAUGUUCCACCAAAAAAAAACUGUUAUAAGUAACGGCGAAAGUAACGCUGCGCAGAAUGGAUUGGAAACGUACACAGUAUCAGACGUGAUAGUAGCAGCAUAGAAAUUGUGAAUUACGAAAACAUGAGUUUUCAGAGCAGAUCGCCAGAACGAUAUCGACAUCACAAUCGAUCCCGAACUCCAUGGCACAGAGAUAGAGACAGAGAUCGAGAUAGAGAUAGAAAAUUCCGAUCUAAAAGCAGAUCAAGACGAAGAAGAACUGAUAUAAAUAGAAAAAGCAAUUUUAAGAUGGAUGUUGAAAGAAUCCAGAAAGAAUUGGAAGAAAUAAAUCCAGCGGAUCUUAUGACCUCAAAUGAGGUUUUUGAUUCCUUACGGGAAUUUGAUUCAACCGUUGAAGUAAUUGGCUACGUCGACGGUAUUGAAUCGCCUCGUAUUGUGGGGACUAACAAGCAGUAUAAAUUUUUUAAAUUCUAUCUAAAUAAUGGCAACGGGAGAAAAAUCCAAGUUGUCGCUUGGAACGAAGUGAUAGAUGAUAUUAUUCAUCACAUUUUGCCAAAUUUUAUUAUUCAUUUGGAUGGUGUUCAAGCGCGAUUGCCAAAAAUGACAAAUUUCAAUAACGGAAAUGUUCGGUUCGAGUUAUUAAUUCGUAAUAAUACUCGUAUUUCAAAUUUGGGAAGUUAUCAGAUGAAUUUAAUGGAGACUACUCCAAUAUCUGUAAAUUUAAGUGACAUUUUAAAUGUAUCUGGAUGUAUUGUAAUGGAAGCUUACAUAAAAACGAAUUUUGAUGAAAUACAUCAUAACAAAUUGAACAAACUUAUUGGUAUUGGAUCAGUGACAGAUGGCACCUAUAAGUUAGAAGUCCAUAUUAUUUCUUUUAGUUAUGAUGAUUAUUUUGCACUUGGGAUAAGUAAAGGAGAUAAAGUUCAAGUUACAGGCGUAAUGGAAUUAGCUAAUCCACCAUAUCUUCUUAUUAAUGAUGUAAAAGGUAUUAAAAAAUUGAAUGGACAUAUGCCUAUAAAUGCAUUAUUAAAAGGUGUGUGUAUACCUACGAAGAGAAAGAUAGAGGAAGGACAUUCAUCGAAAGAGAGUCAAAAUAAAAAGCCUUCUGUUUAAAAUAAAAAGAAAUAAGA